Molecule: messenger RNA, 11562 nt
Organism: Ixodes scapularis (black-legged tick)
Lineage: Eukaryota; Metazoa; Arthropoda; Arachnida; Ixodida; Ixodidae
Product: mitogen-activated protein kinase kinase kinase 11
Exons: 9
Coding region: 537-3665 (1042 amino acids)
Biological process (GO): protein phosphorylation
Molecular function (GO): JUN kinase kinase kinase activity; ATP binding; protein binding
Source: RefSeq, a predicted model, not a curated record
UUUUUUUCAGCUCCCCCCCUCUACCGAAGGUCGGAGAGCUGCAGCAGUUAUGGCGGAGGUGGUGAUGGCGAGCAUCCUUGUGCCUACUGUGACGUUUGUGUGACAAGCGUAGAUCGUCUAUGAAGCCAGCGGUCUACCAGCGCCAGAAAGUAUGCGAAAUGUCGGCGGCAACCACGCCGAGCGGCCGCCGAUCCUCCGCGACGGAUGCCUGAUACCCCGCCGUCUCCCAAAACCUCUCUCAUGAUAGUAGCCCUAACUUUAAUGCUAUGUAAAUAGUAGGUAUCAACCACUGACCCCCCGCCAUCCACACUCCUAGCCAGGCCCCCCGUCGGGGGGCUUUCGCUAUUUCACGGGGGAGGGGAAAGCUACCGAACCGCCGCAUAACCACUCCGAAAAUUAAAAGGAGUGGGCUCGGCGCAGGGCGUUAAACCUACUUAGCAAAAGAAGAAGAAGAAAAAAAAAACAAAAAACCGCCGCUACCUUCCCCCAGAAAACACGGCGGUGCCGACCCCGGAGCGUUUCGACAACCCCGCCGAAUGCCGAGCGCAGUCCAGCUGUCCAUGGCUUCGGCACAGCCCCGAACCCGAUCGGAAAAUGGCAGGGACGACAGCAGCAUCGAGUUCUGGACGGCGAUCUACGACUACGACGCGUCGGGGGACGACGAACUCUCCCUCCAGCGCGGCGAGACCGUCCAAGUGCUGUCCAAAGACGCUCGGAUCUCGGGCGACGACGGCUGGUGGACGGGCAAGAUCGGCGACAAGGUGGGAAUCUUCCCGUCCAACUUCAUCACGCGGCACGACGGCGUUCGCCCGGUCAACGCCGACCUGUCUGCGCGUCCGUUCGAGAUCGACUUCUCUGAGCUCGAGUUGGAGGAGGUUAUCGGAGUCGGCGGGUUCGGCAAGGUCUACCGGGGUUCGUGGCGGGGGCAGGAAGUCGCGGUCAAGGCGGCGCGGCAGGACCCCGAUGAAGACAUCGGCGUGACCACCGAGAGCGUGCGGCAGGAAGCCAAGCUGUUCUGGGUGCUGAACCACCCGAACAUCGUGACGCUGAAAGGAGUAUGCCUCGAGCCGCCCAAUUUGUGCCUCGUCAUGGAAUACGCGAGAGGAGGACCGCUGAACAGGGUGCUGAGUGGCCGCAAGGUGCCGCCGGAAGUGCUGGUGGACUGGGCGGUGCAAAUCGCCCGCGGGAUGCACUACCUGCACAACGAGGCUCCCAUCUCGCUCAUCCACAGAGACCUCAAGUCGAGCAACGUGCUGUUGAGCGAGCAGUACGGAGAGCUGACGCAGAAGACACUCAAGAUCACGGACUUCGGACUGGCACGGGAGGUCUACAAGACGACGCGCAUGUCGACGGCGGGCACCUACGCCUGGAUGGCACCAGAGGUCAUCAAGUCUUCCACAUUCUCUAAGGCCAGCGACGUCUGGAGCUAUGGCAUCCUGCUGUGGGAGCUGCUGACGGGGGAGACCCCUUACAAGGGGAUCGACGCCCUUGCGGUGGCCUAUGGUGUGGCGGUCAACAAGCUCACUCUUCCGAUUCCGUCGACGUGCCCCACGCCCUUCUCGAACCUCAUGAAAGGGUGCUGGAGCUCCGACCCUCACGAGCGACCCAGCUUUGUGGAUAUCCUGCGUGAGCUGGACAAGAUCACCAAGUCGCCAUUCAUGAGCACACCCCAGGAGUCAUUCCACACCCUCCAGGAGGACUGGAAGCACGAGAUCGAGACCAUGUUCCUUGAGCUCAGGUGCAGGGAGAAGGAGAUCCGCUGCCGCGAGGAGGAGCUGCGCCGGGCGUUUGUCCAGCAGAAGCUCCAGGAAGAGUUCCUGAGGCAGCGGGAGCAGGAGCUUGCGGAGCGGGAGAUCGACCUGCUGGAACGAGAGCUCAACGUCAUGAUCCUGGCCCAGCAGAAGGAGCAGCCGGCGCCGGCACCCAGGAAGAGGGGUGGACACUUCCGCAAGUCGAGGCUCAAGCUCCUCAAGUCGGGGGCGCAGAUCAGCAUGCCUUCCGACUUCCGGCACAACAUCACGGUGCAGCACACCCCAACGCACGGCGGGGAACUGAAGGCCCUACGGAUGCCCUCGAGCCCCGAGAGCCCUCCUGCUUCGCCCAAUCUGCCCCGGCUGAGGGCCUACGCCCUGCCGGCGGACGGGGCGAAGGGGAAGACCUGGGGUCCGAGCUCAGUGCAUCAGCGAGAGCGCCAGAGUCCCCGCGCCCGCAAACACCUGCUCGUGGAUGCCAACAAGCGCUGGUCCCGGUCGGCCCCCAACCUGCCCCGCAACCUGGCCGCCAUGUUCCCCCCGGACGGAGAUGCAGGCAACUCCCUCGACGCCGGCCUGGCGAGCACCAACGGCUACGGGUAUGGCGGCUCGGAGCAGGCGUCGGGGGGCCGCAAGUCGUCGAGCCCCUCUGUGCGCCGGAUCACGGAGCUGCUGCUGUUCAAUGCCAGCGCACUGCUGGCCGGGGUCGGGGCGGGCUUCGAUGUGCGGCUGGCCCAGACCAGGGCCCAUCCACGGCUGCAGGAGGGCACGACGGGGGAGGAGUCCCAGGGCCCCCUUGGACCAAUCGGCAGUGCCUGGGCCCGGGAUUCCGGCUUCCCGCCGUACCCAAUCUGUGCCGACUACGACUUCCCCGUCGGCUCGUCGGGCGGCUACUCCCACCACACCUACCAUGGGCCGAGCCGCCCGCACGGCCGCCCCUGCCUGCCCCUCGAGUCCAGCCCCAGCCGCUGCCCCCUGACCCCCCAGCACCAGCCGUUUUCGCCCCGGCCCCGCAAGGCCUCCACCACCUCCAACGACUCUUCGAGCGACCAGGCGUAUGCGAGUUCGGCCAGCUCGGGAAUUGGGCCCUCCCCGCUGGGUGCGGGGCCGCUCUCCCCUCCAGACUACCUCUCGCCGUCAUCGGGGGUGGCCACUAGCACGACGGGCGGCGAGACCGUGUACCACUCUUCGCCCUCCCACGUCUACCGGGACCCCCCCGCCUACCCUGGCUACUCGCGUGCCACGGGUGCGACGGGCGCCUACGCCUACGACAACCCAUCAGCAGGGUACUACUCUCCGCAGCGGAGGGUGCCGCUGACCAUUGCACCCGAAGUUCCUUCUCCCGCGAGCGUCAACCCGUCGUUUCAGGACGACGACCGGGCGUACGUGGGGUCGGCACCCGUGGCACCCUCGCCGCGGCGGUCUCGCCGGGACUACGAGAAGAGGCCGGCGACGCUGGAAGUUUCGCCGGCAAGGUGGUCGCCGCGCCCAACCCCAAAAGCGAGGUUCGGCGUAGCGCCGCCGCCGGCAGCGCCGUCGCCGCGGCAACAGCAACACGGCGGGCGGCGGAGAUCGACAUCGAGCAGCGCGGGCAGCACGCCGACCAACGCGACGCCGCCGAGCAGCGGCGCAAGCGGGGACGCGUGCUUCGUGUCCUCGAGCGGGCGGGUGAGGUUUACCGUCGGGGUGGGUUCAACGGCAUCGGAACUGCAGCAGCAGCCCAGGGUGGCCAACAAGGCGGCGGGCACGAGCGACGAGGGAGGACACACGCUCCUGGACCUCCCGGCAGAAGGGCAAAGUCGGGACGAAACCGUGCCGCUGGCGGCGCGUGCCGCGGCGGCUGCAGCCGCUGCUGCCGCCGCGAGGCGUAGGCCGUCUAUUCGGGAGCUUGAGGAGGAGUUCCUCUCGUUGUAGGGGUUGCCGCCACUGGUCUGUUUAUGGGCGUUUUUUGUUUUGUUGCCGCCGCCGCUCACGUCUCGAAGCAAUGGUCAUUCGAAGGAGUGUCCAGAGCGAGGUUUCGACUUCGUGGGGGCCAUGUUAAAACUGCAAUUCAACGGGUUUCUAUUUUUUGUUUUGUUAAUAUGGAGCGCAAGUUUAUCUGCUUUUUGCACAAGGGUUGCGAUGAUGUCGGAACGCCGAACCCUUAUUGGCUAAUUGAAAAAAAUUAGUGGGUAGGCGUCUAGCGUUGAGGUCUACCCACUAUCCUUUCAAUCAAAGCCAAUCGGAGCUCGGCUUCGUUCUGACAUCACCGCAACUCCUGCCCAAGAAGCAGACUGCUUGUUCUCCGCACACAGUGUAAAGGCUGGUUCACACUUGCAACUGCUUACAAUCUGAGGUGCAAAAAACCGGAUCUUAAGCCUCUUGAGGCUGCUUAGGACCAUCUGUGCAGCGGUCUAGGCGGUCGUAAGAGGCUUAACACCUGUUUUUAGCCUCUUCGGUCUUACGCGGUCGCAAUUGUCUGAACCACCCUCAAGUGCGAGUGAAGCCAAUGCUACGAGUGCGAAUAUGUUGUCGUGAAUGACGCUUUCACUUUACGAGUGCAUGUGCGUAGCAGGCUUGCCGAAAGCGUUGUGUUCGCUCUUGUAGCCUCUCCUUUGCUCGCACAUACGGUAAAACAGUAUGGGUACCAGAAGUAACUUUUGUUGCACUGACCCCGUCACCGGGUAUAGCGUGAAAAAAAAAAAAAAAUUAUACCGCAGCUCUAUUCACGAACCCAAAACAUCCCCUCGAAAUCGCAUUGUCGUAGGCGCCUUAUUUGGUUUUUCGUGGCAAGAUAUGCCCUAGUGUGCCAUCCUUUUUGUCUGUUUUAAACUUUCUUCUACAGAACCGCGUCGUUGAAUUGCAUUUGCAAGAUAGCCACCACAAGAUAGCGUUCUUGUGCCCACUCUAGAGUCAAUUGACCGAGGCUUCGUCGUCCGAUCAGAGGCGGCGGCAUUAACUCGUGCGUUGUGGGCGUGCAUAUCGUGCGCGCACGGUACUUCUGGUGAUGUAUAGAUAGCGUAAAAUGUGAGCUUCUUUGUCGACGCAUGCAAGACGUUCCGGAUGAAGAAGAACGUUUGCCGAGGAUGGUUUUGUGACAACUGCACGACGGGUCGAACCAUCUCGACAGAGUCUUCGGGGCUGCGAGGUGUCCAAACAUGUGUGGCAGAGAUUGACAAACGACGCCAAUGCACGACGGCGCCGUCUAGGUUUUAUCGGGGGUUGUGUCUCGGUGGUACCAUUUGGCAGCCUCAAACGAUGGGAGUGGCAGCUAGCAUUUGCGAGGCUGAAACUUGGGAGCGUAGUGCAAUUUGUUUCAAUGUGCCAUUGCGUCUGCGUGCUCUAGGUCGAUUCGUUGCAAGCUGGUCCACGUAGGGGCUAGAAUGAAAAGGCACAAUUUCUUGUCCUUGCGGCCUUGGGCAGUUUCUCCCUCCCACUUCUGCUGUGUGGGGUUGCUGCGAUCUCGCCCCUCCUACAGUGCUUUAACUCGUUUUAAAAAGGUACCCCAAUCUCUCCGUGUCGGCCUCUUUGCUCCGUGGUUCGAACCAGAUGAGUUUCCAGACUAGUUAGGUCUAUGGGCCUUGAGGUUGCCUGCCUGCAGGGACUUACGUAGAACACCUCUUCUUCUUCGUCUUCUCAAAAAACAUAUUUCCAUAAACAGUGUUCAUUUAUCGUAAGCCAAAAGUAUUUCGAUCGACGCUUUGCAGUUGUUUCAUACAAAUACAUAGGCACACGGUUUCAUUUAUGGUAGUUGGAACAGUUCGUGAUGGUUCGGGCAGCAUUUGGAGGGGUGGCAUGGUCGCACUCCCAUGUGGUAGAGAAAAUUACCAUUGCUUUUAAGCGAGAGCAAAGGCCGUAAAGAUUGCCGCUGUCUAGCCUGGCCAUGGCUGGACAAACGGUUGUGGACAGAAGAAGCUGGAAUGUGUCGUGUUUAUCUCGCCCGUUUGUGCCACCUGCUGACACUAGGAGGAACUUUGUUUGUCUUAGAGAUGUGUACAUUUCCUGCUCGCACACAUAUUCAGUGUACUGCCGCCUAGUUGUACGUCUAGCGACGAAGAGCUUUUAUCUGUUCUAGCUUCUUUUGUUCACAACUGUGCAUAGACGUAGGGUUCUAUGUACAGCACACGUCAAAGCAGGCUUUGCUGCAGACGUGCACAAAGUGGCAGACAACGUGUCAUGGCGUCUCUUACUUUGUCUUUCUAGUAGCGAUGUGAAGUAACAGACGUAACAGAUGAGGUAACAAAGGUGCCAUCUGCUAGUCACGUGGAUGUCGUCUGUUGCUUUAGCUGAGCAGACGAGACCAAAUUGUGUUUUCGGUGACUUCCGGGUUUGCACCUUAGCUUUCAGAUACGCUCCCAGGUUUCAGUCGUGGUCCAGGCUUUGACAUGCCUAGAAUGGGCAGGACACUUUCCUACAUUCCAGAAAGGGUGAUGGAUUACAUUGUCUUGGUCUUUCACGAAGAUGGCCUUUAAGAUAGAACGCCGUGAAGCGCUGCAACUGUCAUCUGCUAGUUCGGGGGAGGGCCACGCAUGUUGGGGUAAAAAUGGAAUCGCCCGGACGCUUGGGUAGCCUUGCUUAUGCUGUGCUGGUCUCAAGCUUUUCUCUUCUGCCAAAAUUUAAAUGUGUCUCCAUGCUUCACAAAGCCCUCCUUUCAGCAUUCUUGUGGUCGUCUGCUUUGUCUGUCUGGGAGUCUGUGGCAGUCCUGCUUGUUGCCUACCUUUAUUUACUCUUUUUUCUGACGCUUAGUUCUCCUGACAUGCCCGGUUUUGGUUCUUUGAAUUUCAAAAACAGAGACAAAGGAGAAGUUGUUUCCUUUAAAAAUAAGUUAGUGCCAUUCCUGUCAGUACGCUUAGCGGAGUACCGGAGAUGGUGUUGGCGAUUUGAAACUUGGUUCCCAGAAACCACCAGAAACAAAAAUGUCCUUCUGUUAAAAAUAUUUUUGGUUUUGUUUUAAUGCAUUUGUGUGUUUUGCACACUGUCAAGAUUGUCCAACUUUUCGUUGGCAUUUUAUCUCGAAAUACUUUUUUUUUCUUUUUUGCCACACUGCAGAUGCUAAACUGGUUUCGAUGAGACUGGAAACUGGUUUCGAUCGAACAAUUCUACACUCGUGAGUCAUUAUGAGGGAAAAAAAGGGAUGCCACGAUUUUUGCUUGUUUUGAUCGUGCGAAUCUUUACACUAGCUUUGCCACUAAGUCAUUUCCCAUGUUUCUUCUGCUAAUGAUACGCUCGUCUGCUUUCUAGAAGCCCCUUAGUUUCCCUUUCCUCCCCUUUUUUGCCAAGUCGUGUUUGUGUUGUCUUGCGAUCGUUGCGCAAACUCCGAGAACAGCAUGGUCUUUCUUUGUUCGGUUUUUGGCUCGAAGCACAUCCCUGCGGGUUUGUUGUCGAUUUUGCGUUGUGCAGUCUGAUCUCCAGUGCUUGCAUACUGUUAAGAUCGCGAGCAUCGUCGACAAAAAGGCGUGCGUGUGGGGUGGACUUUUCGAAUGUUACGUGAUAGCCCCUACCCUCUGGUCGUGAUCUGUAUUUGUUUGUUUGGUGAAACAAAGUGUUUCGAGAAAUAUUAUGCAAGUGAAGUCGCUCCCCCUUGCUGGAGAAGGAAAAAAAAGAAAGAAAAAAAGAAGUGUACGAAACAUUUGUAUAGUUACACGCAACGAGUCGUUCUUAGGGAGACCUUAGGUAAUAAUGUAAAUAACUGACUGGAACAUUCUCAGUGUGUGUGUGUGGUUGUGUGUGACUGUGCAUGACUGUGCAUGUUUGGAGAUGGGGUAGGUUGGAGCGAUCGACGACGAACAGUAGCGUCAGUUCUUGUUCCAUCUCGGGGAAGGCCGCGUCAUUCCUUAGCGUCGGUAUUUCUUUGUUUUAAGGGAGCAAAACCAUCAAAUUUGUGAACCGCGUUUUCUUUUUGUUUUUUUCCCCGAACAGUGCAUAUGGCAUAGCAAAUUAUUGUGUGCGAUGUCAAGUCGCUGCGCGUAUAGUAUCAUGUCCUUUCUGCAUUUCGGUUUUGAUGACGAGAGCCGGAAUAUCGGAACGACGGCGCAGACCAGGAAUCCCAAUAUGGCGGCUUCCACCGGGGUACAAAAAACAAGCACGUUGGAGGCUUCAUCAUCUGCUCUCUUUCUAACACGCGGAGCGCACAUGUGUCGCAAUUUUUGAGCUUGCGUGAACCUCCCCCCACCAUAGUUGCGCGCCCCCUAUGGUCAAUGUCGGGUUGAGAGAAGUGGAAGCUUCACCCACCUUUUUCCACUUCAGCAGAGCGAACGCGGGAAAGGAAGUCACCUCCUCUCCAGCGUUCGCUCUGCUAAUGUGGAAAAAGGUAGGAAAAGCUUCCACUUCACUCCUAACCUGUCCCCAAGGCUGUGUUCUAAACCUUACCCAAAUAGAUCCGAGAUAAUCCAGCGGGCCGUGUCACGUGACGCGCAGAUAAAGCGAUGCUGGACACGGGUAAGUUUUCAAUGUCAAAUAUACAAAUCCCUUAUCCUGGGGGAAAAUCGAGUCAAUUUUGAAACACGGCCCAAAUAUAGUCUGCGACGUUAUCCCAAUAUCCCGGCAUCCAACAAUCGAAACCGAAACCAGGUUCCGAACUAUAAACUAGUUACACCGGUUCGACGUACUCUACAACGUGUUCUAUAACGAAUGGUGCCAUAUGCAUUGUGGAAAAAGACAAAAAAAAAAAAAAAAUGCAACCCAGGAUUUUAGGUUUUUGCGCCUUUACAGAAUACACUCCUCCACUGGGAGGGUCUGAUCUUCUUUUGGGAUCGUAUUUCCUUUUUCAUUGUUGGUGUAUUGUAAAUGUGGCCAUCUUACUUCUUAUUACACGAAACUGUCUUUCACAAAGCGUUUAUAUAUAACUUUAAAUGACUCUAAGUGGGCCGUCGGCAAAUGUGUAAUUAUGUGAUUGAAUUUUUUUUUUUUUUUUACAAUUUUUUGGGGGGCAACAUUUUUUACGCCACAUCUGGGUUUGCAUUGUCGGGUUGUCUGCGGAAUGCCACGAGUGCGUGACUAGAAAACUGCAGAAACAAAUGACUGAUCAUCGCUGAAUGGACGACAAAGAGUGAUACUAACGAAGUUAGUUUAUUUUGGAGCGUGCAUUUUGUGCAUUCCGUCUGCGAGCUGCCAUAACGAAGUUAUAUUUGCUUGGUUCUUGGGUUUUUGUUCCGGUGGCUACAUGCAUUCCAAAACAAGACGAAGAAAAAAUAUAUAUGUCGAUUCCCUUUAUAUUGGUGUCCGUUCCGUUGCCAGUUUUUUCCGCGUCGACGACCAUUAUUUUUUUAUUCUACAAGGAGUUUCCGAGCACCAUUUGGGCAUCAAAGAAAUUUGCAUGAAGUCAAUGAACUGGGUGCACAAAGCGUUUCACAAAGGUGUCUUCUUUGCGAUGAACACCCCCCAAGCAGAUCCGAGCAUGGGUGGUGCCAUUUCUGAGUGGCAGCAUUAAGCGGACCGUUUGAGCCAUUUUUUUCCCUAUGCAUAGAAAAAAAAUUAAUUUUUGGGCCUAUUUUUUUCUUUCUUAAACCUAGACUCAUAAAAGUUUAGUACGACAAACGCACCACCUGAAGACGCCUUUGUAAAAAGUUUAAAUGCACUCCGUUCAUCUAUGUAUUUAUAAAAAAAACAAAUUUACGCCCGAAUGGCGCGCAAGAACACCCUGUGUGUCUCAUUGCCACCUCGUGUACUUCGCGGACAUUCCCACGUGAGCUAGUCUUGCCUGCCUCUGUUUUUAUUUCUUCUAGAGUUUGUGUUUUUAGAUUUUUCGUUUGUUUUUUGUUUGGACGAAAAGGAAAUCGACAGGAAGGAUAAAGGCAAACUUUUGCUCAGAGAUUUGUUUGUUUUGUUCUUUUGUAUUACAUAUAGAUUACGGUGAUCUUUACUACCGUUUAUUUUUAAAUCUGAGAGGCAUUGUCGGCAGUGUUUGUCGGACUGUGCUUUCGUAACAUUUUAUGUUUCUGGCUCGCCAGGGCGGCCGUUUGGGAAGAUGACGGUGCAAUUUUUCGCUCGCUUUUUGCUUCGACAAAGCUCAAUAUCACUCUCAUUUCUUUUUUUUUUAUGUUUAUUUGGUUUUUUGUGCACAGGCAGUCUCCAUUAAAACCAACUGUUGAUAGAUAAAUUGUGAUUGUAAAGAAAUACUGUUUCACCUCAAACCAUGAGAACUCCUGCCUUUCAUGAACUUUGACUUGUACUUUAGAAUAUUGAAAAUUGUUUUCUUCCAAUAAUGCAGUCAAUCAGCAUCUGGCAACAGUACCUACUACAUAGUUACGGCUUCUAAAUCCUAGAGUGAUAACUUUAUUGCAUGCAAAGCCCGAAUCGUGAUUUUGUUUUUUCUGGCACUUCAGCUCAAAGCAGUCAGGAGUUGACUUCGAUGGAAGUGUUGUUGUGUUCGAGUUUGGUAAAAAAUGCACAGUCAUCUUUGCAAAACUCUCCACCCUAGAGUCUUCCCCCCUGUGGUCAACGUGCACAAACGGACACCUUGUUUUUUGUUGUGGAGCUUAAUUUAUUGCCGUUUGAGCACGUAGCUGCAGCUAUCGAAAUCCGUUAGUGCGUUGCCAGAAACUUUUUUUUCCUUUUUUUUUCUUUCGAGAUUUUACUAUUUUAAGUGCAGGUGCGUUAUGCCUUUCGUCUGAGAGGACCAAGUCGCCAUAGGCGUCCCAGAGAAGGGGCGGGUCCACGUUCCAUUCUCAGCACUCCGUGGCAGAAACGUAAUUCCGGUAUGCUGCACUCGUUUAUUUUUUCUAAUUAACGAAUGCAUUUUGUUUGACAGACAUCUCCGAGCGGUACCUGCAUUUUAACCUCUGCGGUCACGAUCAAGUUAUGGUUACCCUGUCGGCGCUUGGGGACGGUUUCAGCGUGCGGAUGUUCAAUGUGCAGAAUGUGGACCUCGCACGCUUUUUAGCGUUUGCGAGGCACCAACGGUCCAAGACGUUUGUCAGACAAUAUUUGGAUUCACUGGAACCACGCAGUGAAAGACCCCAGAAACGGGAACAAAACGAUUGGUUCAAAAAAGCGUUCGGAGGACACUAACCCCCGACGACCCCUGCGCAUUCUGGCUCGGAAAGAUUGUUCACCAUUUGCAUGUCUGCUUGCUAACCGCAGUCGGCUUUUAAGUCUCCCGACGGUUAGACUACCGUGUGAACAAAUGCCACGUUCGUUUUGUUUGCGUCUCUCUCGUGAAAAGCCGCGAUGACGACUACAACUCCUGCUUGUAUAAAAGAGUAAUUGCAGUCAAUGAUGUACUUAGGGACCAUAGCCUUGGGUGUUUUUUCGUGGGAAGUACGCUCUUUUGAGAAACAGCAACAGUCGGCCCCGGAAAAAUUGGGUUUCGAGGCCGACCCGGUGUACACUGUUGUGAAUACAUUGUGAAUACUUUAGCGGUAAACACAAUUUACCGAGCGACGAGCGAUUCAUUUUAUUUUUACUUGCGACUCGGUACGUUUCAUAGAGUGUUGGAAAGACUUUUGUCAAGGAGGCUGACUGUGUUUGAUGUGUUGCCAUUGAAACGAACUUGCUCAUUUUACGAACGGCGGGUGUAAGAUUGUCUGUUGCCGAGAUGCUUGCCAAAAUGGAGGGUUGAAAAAAAAAGUUCUUUUUUUUUGUUUGUUUGCUAGUUUUUUGUUUCGAGGAAAUGUGCGACUGGGUGAAGAAUCAAUGUGAUGUGUACCAUAAUAAUAAUAAUAAUUGUGCCGGAAGAGCAGUGACUACGAUGACAGUGUUCUCUCCCGGUCAUCCCUAACUCCCCUCUUCACUAUUUAACUCGAAAAAAAAACUGCAAGACUUAUAAAUUUACAUUUGUAUAAAAUGAGCAAAAAAAGAAAAAAGUGCACUCGAAUAAAAACCCUUACAUACA